UAUAUCACAGCAUGUCUAAGCUGAGCUGUCACAGUGUCAGCGCGUUUCAGACCAGGGAGAACACUUUGGCACUGCUUUGCGUCUAAGAGUCUGCUGUGAUGGGGGAGAGAGGGCUGCUCAUCCUUCUGCUUGCAGGGUUUUGUGUGCCUGCGUACAACCAGAUCAGAAAACACGUGUUUGUGGAAACUAAGAAGAGUUGGUCUGAAGCUCAGAGGUACUGUAGAGAGAAGCACACAGACCUGGCCACUGUGCGCAGCCAGGAAGAAGCAAAGCAGCUCUUAAAUAUUACAGGAGCUUCUCUCUGGGGUUCCUGGAUCGGGCUGUAUCGUGAUGACACACAGAACUGGCAGUGGUCUAACAGCGAUGAUGUCAUCUACUCCAACUGGAGGGCAGACGUCUUCUGUGCUUCAGUCAAUUCAGACGGAAAGUGGACUGAUUUACCCUGCAACCUUCAGGAAGCCUUCAUGUGCUACAAAGAGACCAGCAACAUAACUGAGAGAUACACCCUGAUUGAAGAACUGAAAACCUGGACUGAAGCUCAGCAGUACUGUAGAGAACACCACACCGACCUCGUCAGUAUAAAGAACGCCAGUGAAAAUGAAGACCUAGUGAAGAAAGCGCAGGGCAAGCCCUUCUGGAUAGGCCUGUUCAAUGAGCCCUGGAAGUGGUCACACCAGGGGGAUAACUACACAUUUCACAACUGGAACUAUGGGGAACCAAACAAUAGGGGAGGGGUUGAGAACUGUGUGAUGAUGAGUAAGACUGGUGAAUGGACUGACACUGGCUGCAAUUAUCAGAACUCCUUCUUCUGCUGUGAGGGCGGCUCCUCUGGUCAGUGUUUCUAUGAAGAAACUAAGAAGACAUGGCAGGAAGCUCAGAGCUACUGCAGAAACCAAGUGUUGUUGUGA
Messenger RNA from Acipenser ruthenus (sterlet), 908 nucleotides. RefSeq names its product macrophage mannose receptor 1-like. Lineage: Eukaryota; Metazoa; Chordata; Actinopteri; Acipenseriformes; Acipenseridae. The transcript has 6 exons. Bases 99 to 908 code for a protein of 269 amino acids. The record is from RefSeq and is a predicted model, not a curated record.